GAUACGCCGAGACUAUCCUCUCUUUCUCUAUAUGUGUCCCACCGGUGACUACCGCCACCCCCUUGCAUUAACCUCUUUCGCUCUCUAAAGAACCAUGCCUCGCGUGCUUUCUAGUUUGGAUUCCUCACCGCCAUUUCUCACCGUAGUUGGCGGCACAACCACCACCACCACCACCACCGUGACUCGACCUCACCUCAGCCAUGACGAGCCAUCUUCUUCGUCGGCAUCUGCUUCGAUCAUGAUAGUAAUCAUCAUCAUCGCCUCCGCCAUUAUCGUCUCCGCUUCUCUCUACCUCUUCCUCCGCUGCCUCACUCGCCACUGCCACCGCACCUUCUACGCCGCCGACGUCGUCUCCUCCUCCCACAACAAUAACAGCAAUUCACGCCGUGUUCGCUGUUCCUACGAGACUCAAAAUGCAUCAAAUGAUUUGAUUAGCUCUCUCCCUGUAUUCACGUUCGGUUCCGUCACCGGAAACCUCGCCGGUGGAGAUUGCUCCGUCUGUUUGUCGAAGUUCGAGACGAACGAUCAGCUACGGUUGCUACCUCUCUGUUGUCACGCCUUCCACGCCGAGUGCAUUGACGCGUGGCUCUCGGCGAAUCAGACCUGUCCAUUGUGCAGGUCCACGGUACAUCCGACCGAGGCCGAUGUACUUGAUAAAAUCCUUUCAUCAUCAGCUACCGUUGAUCGCGGGAACAGUUUCCGAAUUGAGAUCGGAAAUUUGAGCCAGCGACGAGAGGCGUCGGAUUCCAUCGACGCUAGGAAUCGGAGAUCGUACUCCAUCGGCGGCUCCUUCGAGUACAUUAUCGACGACAGUUACGAAGUCUCCGUGGGCUCCACACACCGGCGAGGAGUCUCUGCGAUCGACAAGGACUCCACCGGAGCCCCGGCGAGUGUGCCAGAACCGCCGGGAGAGAAUUUAGCGGCGGAAGUGGCAGGUCGGAGCUGGUUGAGAGAUUACAUGGAUCGACUCUCGUCGAUUUCAUCUCGAACGAUGUCGUUUCGAAGCUCCAACAGGUUUUUCACCGGUAGCAGUCGGCGGAGCGACGCCGUAGUCGCCGUGGAGGACUUGGAAGGGAAUCGUGUUGGAGAAGAAAUCAGCGAAAUCUUUCGGUGGCUCUCAGGGGUAUGACUUGUAAAUUCUCUCCUAAACCAGUGGCAAAAUCAUAAUUUCAAGCUUAAUUCCCACUUUUGCUCCUUCCACUCCAUUCAAAGGAGUAGUGGAUGUAGAAAAAAAAAAUGGAAUGAAUUUGAGUUUUUCCCAUUUCAAAUCAUACAAAAUAGGUGAAAGGUAAACUUGCUAUUGAGAAAGUCUUACAGUAGGUAAUAUCUUUGUUAAUGAUUUUUGUCUCAUAUGUAGUUAUAAUUGAUAGCUAUGAAAUGAGUGGUAGUUAGAGUAAUCAAA
Messenger RNA from Camellia sinensis, 1402 nucleotides. Its product is annotated as E3 ubiquitin-protein ligase ATL4. The record is from RefSeq and is a predicted model, not a curated record. NCBI's taxonomy places the organism in Eukaryota, Viridiplantae, Streptophyta, Magnoliopsida, Ericales, Theaceae. Gene Ontology annotation, biological process: protein ubiquitination.